Messenger RNA from Aegilops tauschii subsp. strangulata, 851 nucleotides. Lineage: Eukaryota; Viridiplantae; Streptophyta; Magnoliopsida; Poales; Poaceae. The record is from RefSeq and is a predicted model, not a curated record.
CGUUACACAAACGCCGCGUGCGAGAUGGAUAAGUGAUUGCUAUAAUGUGGGCCAUCGUCACCCGACUGACGCUGAAAAGUAAAACCAGAUCUGUCUUCUCCCCGGUGGUGCCUGGCGCGGUAGACGAAUUUGAAACUGCAUGGGAGCAGCUUAUUGAGACUGCAUGUGUGCGUACGAGUUCAGAGAUGUCUGCAGCUCAGUCGAUCGGGUACUCUGCUGGGCAGGUGUCUUCAAGUUCUGCUUCAUUCGGCAUUCGACUCGUUGACCAGCGAGAGCAGCCAACAAGCAGUGAUCCACAGCAUGAAGUUUUCUCCCGCAGAUCCUCUUUGAUCGCGGCUUCAGUUCAUGGCAGGGCUGAUGGCGUGUCAAUGGCGGAUGGAGAUCUGAAAGAAGAACCUGAAGUCCAUAUCUCGUCUUUCAGCUGUGGAGGAGGUGGCUACAUAUGAUACAGAAGACCAUAUUUUUGCUGACGGUGAUGACUCCACAAACGUGAGCAGCUGUUGAAAGUCAACUACCAAAGUCGCUCGUGGAUCCACCACCGACGACGAUGAUGGCGCCACACCAGCUAAGCGGGCACGCCUUGAUGAAUGAAAAAUCUGCGGGAUGUGGUAACAGCUGAUAAGAUGGAGGUACGACUCCAUAAGUAGAAAGCCCUGACAAGAUUAGCCCACUAUUAGGUUUGCCUGAAAUAAUAAAUGUAGUUGUCGUUUCCCCCUUUACCGCUUUAGUACAGAAGUGCAAGCGCAGGAAAUUGUAUUGUGUUAGGUUUGUAUGGAGAACUGAAUGUAGGUCCCACCACGCCUAGCUGGAUUGUAUGGUUUCUGCUUAAUGUAGUUCACCGUUCGUGAAAA